AUGAUACCGACAUCAAUUACACAAAAUUGUUAUUGUCAAAGUAUGAAUUAUUCACAUUAUCCAUUCUCAUCAUUUAUACAACCUAAUUAUGUAAAUAAUAAUGAAUAUAUAAAGACAAUAUCAUCAGAUGAUUGUUUUAGGAAUUCAUCAUAUAUUUUAAAUGAAGAUUUAUUACAAACACCUAAUUGUGUCAAAUUACAUAAUAAACAAUGUUUAAAUAAUACAGAUAUGAUUGAUUUGUAUCCUAGUACACAUGAUAUAAGUAAUAAGGAAUUAUUUUGUAUACAAAAUAUUCAAUCAAAAUUACUUCAUGAUGAAAAUGAAGAAGAGAAGGGUUUAUGUACAACUUCAAUAUUACCAAAUGUUACAUGUUCUAUACCAAGUAUAUCAACCGGUAAAUAUUUUUAUUCAUUUCAUAAACCUAAAAAAAUUAAUAAUUCUGUUGUAUGUAAUAGUAAAUUAUUGGAUAUAACAACAUUGAAAGAUCAUUCAAAAUUAUAUGAUGGAAGUCUUAAAACUAAAAAUUCUUCUGUAACACAUUUAACAUCUGAUAAACAUCAUCAUCAACAUCAAUAUCAUCAUCAUAAUCAUCACCAUGAACUACAAUGUUCAAGUUCUAUGAUUAUUAGUAAUAAUAACAGUACAAAUGUGCAAACAGCAAACGUCUGUGAUUAA
Molecule: messenger RNA, 675 nt
Organism: Schistosoma mattheei
Lineage: Eukaryota; Metazoa; Platyhelminthes; Trematoda; Strigeidida; Schistosomatidae
Source: the annotation of a GenBank genome assembly